Molecule: messenger RNA, 6680 nt
Organism: Tupaia belangeri chinensis (Chinese tree shrew)
Lineage: Eukaryota; Metazoa; Chordata; Mammalia; Scandentia; Tupaiidae
Gene: ITGA2
Product: integrin subunit alpha 2
Exons: 30
Coding region: 1-3591 (1196 amino acids)
Biological process (GO): integrin-mediated signaling pathway; cell-cell adhesion; cell adhesion mediated by integrin
Cellular component (GO): integrin complex; external side of plasma membrane
Molecular function (GO): integrin binding
Source: RefSeq, a predicted model, not a curated record
AUGCAAAUACUGAGUAUCAAAGGAGUUGGAGGAAGGAUGUAUGCAGGGUUGAAUGUCCAGGAAAGACCCCAACCAAAAGUUUGUGGAGAAGUGGCCUAUGAACACAGAUGCAUGUUGAAUUGUUGUUUGGCGUAUAAUGUUGGUCUCCCAGAAGCAAAAAUAUUUUCCGGUCCUUCAAGUGAACAGUUUGGUUAUGCAGUGCAGCAAUUUAUAAAUCCAAAAGGCAAUUGGUUACUAGUUGGCUCGCCUUGGAGCGGCUUUCCUGAGAACCGAAUGGGAGAUGUAUAUAAAUGUCCUCUGGAUCUAUCCACUACUACAUGUGAAAAACUGAAUUUGCAAACUUCAACAAGCAUUCCAAAUGUUACGGAGAUGAAAACCAACAUGAGCCUUGGCUUGACGCUCACAAGGAACGUGGGAACUGGAGGGUUUCUCACAUGUGGCCCCCUGUGGGCACAGCAGUGUGGAAAUCAGUAUUACACCACCGGCGUCUGCUCCGAUGUUAGUCCUGACUUUCAGCUCUUGGCCAGCUUUUCACCUGCAGUUCAGACCUGCCCUUCCCUCGUAGACGUUGUGGUUGUAUGUGAUGAAUCAAACAGUAUUUAUCCAUGGGAGGCUGUCAAGAAUUUUUUGGAAAAAUUUGUACAAGGCUUGGAUAUAGGCCCCACGAAAACACAGGUGGGAUUGAUUCAAUAUGCCAAUGAUCCAAGAGUUAUAUUUGAUUUGAACACUUUUAAAACCAAAGAUGAAAUGAUUUUAGCAACAUCCAAGACAGCCCAGCGUGGUGGAGACCUCACAAACACAUUCAAAGCAAUUCAAUUUGCAAGAGAUUUCGCUUAUUCACCAGCUUCUGGUGGACGACCAAGUGCUACCAAAGUAAUGGUAGUUGUCACCGAUGGUGAAUCACACGACGGCUCAAGACUGAAAGCUGUGAUUGAUCAGUGCAACAAUGACAAUAUCCUGAGGUUUGGCAUUGCAGUUCUUGGUUACUUAAACAGAAAUGCCCUUGAUACUAAAAAUUUAAUAAAGGAGAUCAAAGCAAUUGCCAGUAUUCCAACAGAAAGAUACUUUUUCAAUGUGUCUGAUGAAGCAGCUCUAUUAGAAAAGGCUGGGACGCUAGGAGAACAAAUUUUCAGCAUUGAAGGUACUGUGCAAGGAGGAGACAACUUCCAGAUGGAAAUGUCACAAGUUGGAUUCAGCGCAGACUACUCCCCUCAAAAUGAUAUUCUGAUGCUGGGUGCAGUGGGAGCAUUUGGCUGGAGUGGAACGGUUGUCCAGCAGACACCUCACAAUCACUGGAUCUUUCCUAAACAAGCCUUUGACCAAAUUCUGCAAGAUAAAAAUCACAGUUCAUACUUAGGUUACUCUGUGGCUGCAAUUACUACUGGAAAAAAUGUCUACUUUGUUGCUGGUGCUCCUCGGGCAAAUUAUACAGGCCAGAUAGUGCUAUACAGUGUUAACAAGAAUGGCAAUGUCACAGUUAUUCAGGCUCACAGAGGUGACCAGAUUGGAUCCUACUUUGGUAGUGUGCUGUGUUCGGUUGAUGUGGAUAAAGACACCAUUACCGAUGUGCUCUUGGUGGGCGCACCAAUGUACAUGAAUGACCUAAAGAAAGAGGAAGGAAGAGUCUACUUGUUUACUAUCAUAAAGGGUGUUUUGAAUCAGCACCAAUUUCUCGAGGGCCCUGAGGGCAUUGAAAAUGCUAGGUUUGGCUCAGCAAUUGCAGCACUUUCAGACAUCAACAUGGAUGGCUUUAAUGAUGUGAUUGUUGGCUCGCCAUUAGAAAAUCAGAACUCUGGAGCUGUGUACAUUUACAACGGUCACCAGGGCACAAUUCGCACCAAGUAUUCUCAGAAAAUCUUGGGAUCCAAUGGAGCCUUUAAGAGUCACCUCCAGUACUUCGGGAGAUCCUUGGAUGGCUAUGGAGAUUUAAAUGGGGAUUCCAUCACCGACGUGUCCAUUGGUGCCUUCGGACAAGUGGUCCAGCUCUGGUCACAGAGUAUUGCUGACGUAGCUGUGGAAGCGUCAUUCACACCAGAAAAAAUCACUUUGUUCAACAAGAAUGCUCAGAUAAUCCUCCAACUCUGCUUCAGUGCAAAGUUUAGACCUAUUAAGCAAAGCAAUCAAGUGGCCAUUGUGUAUAACAUCACACUUGAUGCAGAUGGAUUUUCAUCCAGGGUAACCUCCAGGGGGCUAUUUAAAGAAAAUAAUGAAAGGUACAUGAAAAAGACUACAGUAGUGACUCAAACCCAGCGGUGCACUGAUCACAUUAUUCACAUACAGGAGCCUUCUGAUGUUGUCAACCCUUUGGAUCUGCGUGUGGAUAUCAGUCUGGAGAAGCCUGGCACGAGCCCUGCCCUGGAAGCCUAUUCUGAGGCUGCCAAGGUCUUCAGUCUCCCCUUCUAUAAGGACUGUGGGGACGAUGGGCUUUGCAUCUCCGACCUCGUUCUAGCUGUGCAACAGCCAUCAGCUACUCAAGAAAAAACCUUUAUUGUCAGCAAUCAAAACAAAAGGUUAACAUUUUUAGUAACACUGAAAAACCAAAAAGAGAGUGCCUACAACACUAGAAUUGUUGUCGAGUUCUCAGAAAAUUUGUUUUUCGCUUCCUUCUCCAUGCCGGUUGAUGGGACCGAAGUAGCAUGCCAGGUUGCUUCAUCUCAGACGUCUGUGGCCUGUGGUGUAGGCUACCCUGCUUUAAAGCAAGAACAACAGGUGACUUUUACUAUUAACUUCGACUUCAAUCUUCAAAAUCUUCAGAAUCAGGCAUCUGUCAGUUUCCAAGCCUUAAGUGAAAGCCAAGAAGAAAACGAGGCAGAUAAUUUGGUCAACUUCAAAAUCCCUCUACUGUAUGAUGCUGAAAUUCACAUAACAAGAUCCACCAACAUAAACUUUUAUGAAGUCUCCUCGGAUGGAAAUGUUCCUUCUAUCGUGCACAAUUUUGAAGAUAUUGGUCCAAAAUUUAUCUUCUCCCUUAAGGUAACAACAGGGAGUGUCCCAAUAAGCAUGGCAUCUGUGAUCAUCCACAUCCCUCAGUACACCAAAGAAAAGAACCCUCUGAUGUACCUGACUGGGGUGCACACAGACCAGGCUGGUGACAUCAGUUGCAAUGCAGAUAUAAAUCCACUGAAAAUAGGACAAACACCUUCUUCUGUGUCUUUCAAGAGUGAAAAUUUCCGGCACAUAAAAGAAUUGAAUUGCAGAACAACUUCCUGUAGUAAUGUCACCUGCUGGCUUAGAGACCUUCACCUGAAAGGAGAAUACUUCAUUAAUGUGUCUACCAGAAUCUGGAACAGGACUUUCGCAUCAUCAAACUUCCAGACGGUACAGCUGACAGCAGCUGCAGAAAUAGACACCUAUAACCCUCAAAUAUAUGUGAUUGAAGAAAACAUAGUAACGAUUCCCCUUAUGAUCAUGAAACCUCAUGAGAAAGCAGAGGUCCCAACAGGAGUUAUAGUUGGAAGUAUCAUUGCUGGAAUCCUUCUGCUGUUAGCACUGGUUGCAAUUUUAUGGAAGCUUGGCUUCUUCAAAAGAAAAUAUGAGAAAAUGACCAAAAGUUCAGAAGAAAUUGAUGAGACCACAGAACUCAACAGCUGAGUGGCCCAGCGAAUGUCACCGCAGUGGCAGCCAGCAGCAGCCCAGCAGGGUCUGCUGUACGCCUGUAUGGAUUUCUUUUUAAAUCCUGGUUUUUUAGUAUCUACUGGGUCUAGCUUGAUAUUUUAUCUUAAGAGAAACUGCAGGUCGGUUUGGAAUUAAGAAAUUGGGGGGGGCUUGGGUAUAAAGAAUUAAAAUUUCUUUUAUACAGGGGGUGGGGGGGGAGGGAGAAUACUCUUUAAACUGGCUGGUCCAGAGUUUACAUUGUAAUGUGCAUUGUGUUCGAAACAUGAAGUGUUUCCAAGCUUGACAAGUUUUAAAGAAAAAUGUGACAUUUUUUCAGAUUUUGGGGAAAAAAUGCUUUCUUUGAAAUGAUUGUUUUUCAACAGCAACAAGAGUAGAAAUACUUGGUAUAAUAAAUAUAAUAUAUGUAGUAGACCCGAUAUAUAUAUAUAUAUAUAUAUAUGUAUGUGUGUGUGUGUGUGUGUAUAAGUUCAUGAAAAAUAGAAUUAAAUUAUGAGUUUAUUUUGGUGAAAAGUUUUUAAUUCUAUGCAGCUUCUUUUUCAUAAUUCACAUUUUCCACAAGCUUUUUGAGGACUAUGCACACACAAUGCCAGGUACUACCAUAUAUAGAUAUAUAUAACCAGAACAUACAGCAAUAUUAACAAGAGAGGAAAAAAGCAACAAGGGUCUUUUCUCAAUUUAUGCUGCUCAUCCAAAGUCGCCACAGAAGAUACUUUUAAGUGAUGAUUUUAUUUAUAAACUAGGUCAAAUUUGUGUUCCUUUUUGCCCAGGACAGCCUCUUCAGAGUCUCAUCUUGCUACAAUGGUCAAAACAUGUUGUAAUAACCUAUAGUUCUGCCUCCUACUGAGGAACUCUCCAUUUGCUUGGGGGAGUGGGGGCAAGGCACAAAAUAUUGCAUAAAAUUAUAGUAUGAUAACAUUUAAGAAAAAUCUGUGGAGGCCUAGCCUGUACCGGAGGAAGGAAAAGUAGGACAUUUCCUCUUUAAGUUUGCAUGGCCUUUCUAAAUACUUGAUUUUGGAUGGCAGAGAGCUAGUGAGGCAUAGAAAGCUAAGAGUUACGCUGUCCUUCCUUCUCCUUCCUGAACCACCCCCCACCUCCUGGUGCUCCGUGUUUUAGAAGCCCUCUGCAGCUUGCCCUUCCUUCCAGUAGGCCAGGGUUCUCUCUCCCAUCUUUACCCCUUACCCACAUCUCCCCCACAUCCUCAGGAUGGCUGCUCUAUAUCAGGUGUGAGGAAAAUAAGUUAUCCUCUUAAGUCCCACACUUGCAUGAAUUACUGUAUAAACGCCUUAACUUUGGGAAAUUAUUUUCGUGUAUUGCUAAACAAGUAAGAAAAAUAAACCUGGGUGAAUUGCUAAAUGCUGGAAUUUCAGGCAGCGUGAACAGGUGAAGUGAAACAUCUUAGGAAUUGGCAGGGAGUAUGGACAAGGCUUUGGAAACCGAAUUAGCAGAUGCACCUCUGUAUUUGUUUCCAGAGCACUUGGACUUCCAGAAGAGUGCAUUUUACUUGAGCAGGCUUGUUCCGAAGGCAGAUUCUUUGGCCACAACUCCUGAGAUUAUUUGGUCAGUUUGGGAUGAGACCCAAUAAUCCAUAGUGAUGAAUGAGGGCCACGCUGUGAGGAACACCAUCCAUUUCUGCUUUUAUGCUGCCUUUUUUAAAUUUCGGAGUUCACACAUUUCUAAGGAGAGACCUGGAGAAAAAUGACCAGGCAAGGACAAGGGGGACGAUUUUAUGUCAAACACUACACACCUAAAGCUCUGGACAAGUCCUCAAUCUCCAUGCUCUGCAGAGUUAUUAUAAAGUGGGAAGAUUGGGUCAGAGCUCAGCAAAGAAACACUUAGUUCAGAAGCCUGGGACCUGGAUUUCCUAUAAUACUGCACAAGUAGACAAUCCUCCAGGAACUCGACUUGGAAGAACUGCACUGGACUUGGAAGAACUGCUGGAGGAAAACAGGUGCAUGUGCAUACCAAUGGCCUAGCUCGGGAUUGGCAGUCCAGAGCUAUCCGGACUCUUUAAUGAUUAACUUUGUACUUGAAAAGGCAAAACAAACAAGAAAAAAAAUUAGCCAUAAAAUGUCAGGGGUUUAUAGCAAAAACAGCCUGGUAGUCUCUAGUUAGGGGUGCCAGCGCCCAAUCCUUUCAACAGUUGUGUGGAUUCGUUAUUUCAUUCCAAUCAAAAUUUUAUCUGAAAAGCAUGUUAAAACCAGUCAUUAGUUUGGUAAAGAAUACUUAAUAAACCAUGUAACUACUGUAUAUAUACAUACUGUGUGCUGUACAAACAAUUAUAGCAUGGCAUUUUUUCUAUGUGACUCCACUUCACCUUUCUGAGAUAAGAACUAAACUAAGCUCACCCAUGUAGGUGAUGGCUGGCGUGGCUUCGGUAAUCAGCCUUGAUUGCUGUUUCCACGGAGUAGAUGGAUGACGACAAACUAACCUAGCCAGCAGUCGUCUCUGCACCUUCCUUGUGCUGGGGCAGUUUCUCAGUCUUGGUGUCAUCGUCCUCUUGUCUUGGGCACAGUCGCUGCCUCAUGCCUUGCGGGAUUCCUAGCAGCCUCCAUGGCCUCUAGCUACAUGAUACCAGGUAGUAGCUUCCUCCUACAGUUGUGACAAUCAACCAAUGUCUCCGGACAUUGUCCAAUAUCAAAUAUUCCUGGAAGGAGUAUUUCUUAAGCACUUUUAAGCAAAGGUAGGUAUUCAUUUAAAAAAUUAAGGAAAAAGCAUGGUUAAAAGAAGGUAUUAUGUUUCUGUUCAGCCAUUCUUUUGCUUUAAAAGUCUUAAUAGAGUAUAAGGCUUAGAAGGUAUCCUGUUUAAAUUCCCACUUUAUGCAUGGAAAGUCUCUAGGAUGUGAUAAAAACUUGAAUUGCUUCAGGCAUGACUGCCAACAAGCUUUGUAGAAUAGUAACAUAAUAAAAUAGCUUGAUGAAGAAACUGCAUUGAGGUUUAAAAUUGUGCAUCGCUUGUUUUAGUAGCAAAAUGAGAACUAGCUGGACAGAAAUUCUAGCUAGCAGUGUGAUUCUUAUAAAAUAAUGAAAGUUAUCUAUUAAAUGUGAAGAGUAAAAAAAAAAAAAAAA